Molecule: messenger RNA, 852 nt
Organism: Saccharomyces paradoxus
Lineage: Eukaryota; Fungi; Ascomycota; Saccharomycetes; Saccharomycetales; Saccharomycetaceae
Gene: PXP2
Product: Pxp2p
Exons: 1
Coding region: 1-852 (283 amino acids)
Molecular function (GO): peroxiredoxin activity
Source: RefSeq, a predicted model, not a curated record
AUGAACCAGAUAUUAAAUGCCCAAAGACUGAUACAAUUAUCACAAUUUCACCCUAAGCUGAAAAAUAUAUGGUACCUUGUUGCCGCUGCCACAUUCAGUGUUUGUAAUGAGCCACAGGAAAUACCUAAACUAUACCACUAUGCCAUGCUGCUCAGUAAUGAUAAUGCACACAUGUAUAGAUUCACAUUAGCUUCCCAAACCAUUGACUUACUGCGCUCAGAAUUACCAAUAAGGAAGAAUUUGAUCAAUGAAAAUUUCCAACAGCCAACGUUUUUUCAAAAACAAUUAACGGCAAAGUUUAGAGAAGUUAUUCUUAAAACGGGCCCCCUAGCUGGCCUUCCAAGAGCAAUCAAUGGUCUUACCGUGCUAAAAGAAACUACUCCGGACAUUUUACUACCGCAUUUGGAUCCAAUAGACCCGUGGGAGGCUGCCAUGGGCAACAGCUCUCCCCUUUCGGAGACAUCUAUGAGGAGGAAACAUGACAAGACAAUCCAGGAAAGAGAUCAUACUAUACAGGAUGGGUUACGGCAUUGGAAUUCAAUAUACAACAAAGUUUCGACCCGCGUGGUUAACAACUUAAACUCCUCGUACCCGGACUUAUGGUAUUAUACACUAGUCCAUGUAUAUGGUCCCUUGUUUGCUUUUGAUGAGAUACUAUCCGCCCAAGAGACAAGUUUAGUGAUAAUUGCUUCUUUGGUUCCUCAAGAUGUUAACCCUCAAUUACGUGGGCAUUUGAAAGGCGCAUUGAAUAUAGGCUGUGAUAAGGAGACCGUGGAAGCUGUGAGAGGAUUGGCUAUACUAAUAUCUCAAUGGUGUGGUGUUAAAUGGAAAUCCGGUGUUGUAAAAUUAUAA